Molecule: messenger RNA, 954 nt
Organism: Penicillium odoratum
Lineage: Eukaryota; Fungi; Ascomycota; Eurotiomycetes; Eurotiales; Aspergillaceae
Product: rRNA-binding ribosome biosynthesis protein UTP23
Exons: 3
Coding region: 1-954 (317 amino acids)
Cellular component (GO): nucleolus; small-subunit processome
Molecular function (GO): small ribosomal subunit rRNA binding
Source: RefSeq, a predicted model, not a curated record
AUGAGGGCCAAACGCUCCAAGAAGUACCGCAAGCUCAUGCACCAGUAUGAGAUGACAUUUGGCUUCCGUGAGCCCUACCAGGUGCUCGUGGACUCGAACUUCCUGCACGCAGUUGACCAAUUCAAGAUGGAUCUACUCCCUGCUCUUGAGCGGACUCUUCAGGGAACACCCAAGCCUCUCCUGACAAAAUGUUCCCUCGCAGCCAUUAUGGCCAAACAACCCAUCAACCCCAGAACCAACACUCCCUACCGCCCUAUGCAUCUCCCCCCACCAACAGUUCUCCCCCUCCGCCACUGCACUCACAACGCAGAGCACACUCCCAUCGAUGAGGUGGAGUGUCUGCUCUCCCUCCUUUCGCCUAAUGCCGAAGUAAAGAAGAACAAAGAGCACUACAUCCUCGCCACAGCCGACCCGCCAGCGGCUAAGAGGAGCGAUAAAGCAGACAACCCGGCGCAGCGUAAGCGCAAGACCGAAGAGGAGCGCGAAGAAGAGCGCGCAAUGCGCCGUUCUCGAGCUUUGCGUUUCGGCGCGCGCUCUAUCCCCGGUGUACCUAUCAUCUACGUCAAGCGCUCGGUCAUGGUUCUCGAGCCGUUGAGUACACCGACAGAGGCAGUGCGUGAUGGUCACGAGAUGGGCAAAUUCCGGGCUGGUUUGGAUGACCCCGAGCUUGGAGCUAAGAGAAAGCAUGACGGAGAGGGUGAAGAUGGUGGUGAGAGGAAGAAGAUUCCUGGAUUGAAGAAGGCCAAGGGACCGAACCCCAUGAGUAUGAAGAAGCCCAAGAAGAGAGUUGAGGGGAAUGCGGGUGGUGCGAAGAAGGAUCGGAUGGAGACCGAAGUCGCCGAGGCUGAUGCAGAGGGCGAAGAAGUUGGCCCUGUUAAGACAAAGCGGAGACGCCGCCACAACAAGAGUGGUGACGCUGAUGUUCCUAUGGCCGAGGCUGAAGUGGACGCAUAA